AUGCAGUCCCCAGAGCACAGCACAAAUGGAGAGUACUCAGUGCGCACCAUGGAGUAUUCGGCAGAGUCAGAAGCGAUGGGCCAGCACACGUCCAUGGAUUCCGGAAACGUAGCAGAAACUGCCGAGGCAAGGACUAGCAGUGUUUUAUCAGAUCCUCCAGGUGACUCCGAAGCACUCAGGCUGGAGUUCGGGAACCACGAGUCUAGCAGAGGCCUGGGAGUGUUAAGGGUUCGGCCGCCAGGGGUUAACAGGGAUCUGUGGCCUGUGGCGGGCGCGUUCACCAGUUCUCACAACUCGCUCUUCCUGGGAGCUCCCUGUGCCCCGGGAGCGGAGAUUUACCCGCUGGGGCUCGGUUCUUCUACGCUCCGUCGGAACGCAGACCCUUCGCACGCCGGUAUAGUGCGUUUGGUCCGGGAGGAGCGUUACAAGCUGGCGAUCGCCACGGCGCUGGCCAUCCUGCUACUGCAGGGCCUGGUGGUGUGGAGCUUCAGCGGCCUGGAGGACGACGAGCCGGGCGAGAAAGGAAGGCAGAGGAAGCCAAGGCCGCUGGACCCCGGCGAGGGCUCCAAAGACACAGACAGCUCUGCAGGGCGACGGGGCAGUGCGGGCAGAAGGCAUGGGCGCUGGCGGGGUCGUGCUGAAGGCCCGGGUGUGCCCGUGGCCAAGGUGGUUCGGGCGGUAACCAGCCGGCAGAGAUCCAGCCGGCGGGUCCCCCCGGCCCCACCCCCAGAAGGCCCAGGCCGCCAGAACCUGAGCGGGGCCGCAGCGGGGGAGGCCUUGGAAGGAGCAGCUGGCUUCCCACCACAUGGAGACACGGGGAGUGUGGAGGGCGCCCCCCAGCCCACGGACCACAGCUUCACCCCUAAGUGCGAGAUUGUGGGCAAGGACGCGCUGUCUGCACUGGCCCGGGCCAGCACCAAGCAGUGCCAGCAAGAGAUCGCCAACGUGGUGUGCCUGCACCAGGCUGGGAGCCUCAUGCCCAAGGUGGUGCCUCGGCACUGCCAGCUGGCUGGGAAGGUGAGUCCCGGCAUCCAGUGGGACGAGAUCCGGGCCCAGCAGCCCGUGGAUGGCCCCUCGGUACGAAUCGCCUACAUGCUGGUGGUUCAUGGCCGCGCCAUCCGCCAGCUGAAGCGUCUCCUCAAGGCUGUCUACCAUGAGCAGCACUUUUUUUAUAUCCACGUGGACAAGCGCUCCAACUACCUCCAUCGUGAGGUGGUGGAGCUGGCUCAGCGCUACGACAAUGUGCGGGUGACGCCCUGGCGCAUGGUCACCAUCUGGGGUGGGGCCAGCCUCCUGAGGAUGUAUCUGCGGAGCAUGCGAGAUCUGCUGGAGGUGCCCGGCUGGGCCUGGGACUUCUUCAUCAACCUCAGCGCCACUGACUACCCGACCAGGACCAACGAGGAACUGGUGGCAUUCCUAUCCAAGAACCGAGACAAAAAUUUCCUCAAGUCACAUGGCCGGGACAACUCUAGGUUCAUCAAGAAGCAGGGCUUAGACCGGCUCUUCCAUGAGUGCGACUCACACAUGUGGCGCCUGGGCGAGCGGCAGAUCCCGGCGGGCAUUGUGGUGGACGGUGGCUCUGACUGGUUUGUGCUGACGCGCAGCUUCGUGGAGUAUGUGGUGUACACGGAUGACCCGCUGGUGGCGCAGCUGCGCCAGUUCUACACGUACACGCUGCUCCCGGCUGAGUCCUUCUUCCACACCGUGCUGGAGAACAGCCUGGCCUGCGAAAGCCUCGUGGACAACAACCUACGGGUCACCAACUGGAACCGCAAGCUGGGCUGCAAGUGCCAGUACAAGCACAUCGUGGACUGGUGCGGCUGCUCCCCCAACGACUUCAAGCCACAGCAAGUCUCCAGACCCACCUUCUUCGCCCGGAAGUUUGAGUCGACUGUGAACCAGGAAGUUCUGGAAAUCCUGGACUUCCACCUGUAUGGCAGCUACCCGCCCGGCACGCCGGCUCUCAAGGCCUACUGGGAGAACACCUACGACGUGGCCGACGGCCCCAGUGCGCUCAGCGAUGUCAUGCUCACCGCUUACACCGCCUUCAGCCGUCUCGGCCUGCGCCAUGCCGCCACCGCCACUCCCUCCCUGGCCACGGCACUCUGCAGGUUUGAGCCCAGGGGCUUGCCCUCCAGCGUGCACCUGUAUUUCUAUGACGACCAUUUCCAGGGCUACCUGGUGACGCAGACGGUGCAGCCCUCAGCCCAGGGCCCAGCAGAGACGCUUGAGAUGUGGCUGAUGCCCCAGGGGUCGCUGAAACUGUUGGGGCGCAGUGACCAGGCCAGCCGGCUCCAGAGUUUGGAGGUUGGCACCGAGUGGGACCCCAAAGAGCGUCUUUUCCGGAACUUUGGGGGGUUGCUGGGGCCGCUGGAUGAGCCUGUGGCUGUGCAGCGCUGGGCCCGGGGCGCCAACCUCACAGCCACUGUGGUCUGGAUCGACCCAACCUACGUGGUGGCCACGUCGUACGACAUCACAGUAGACACAGAGACUGAGGUCACGCAGUACAAGCCUCCACUGAGCCGGCCCCUGCGGCCGGGGGCCUGGACCGUGCGACUGCUCCAGUUCUGGGAGCCCCUGGGUGAGACCCGCUUCCUCGUGCUGCCCUUGACCUUCAACCGUAAACUACCUCUCAGGAAAGACGAUGCCAGCUGGCUGCAUGGGGGGCCACCCCACAACGAGUACAUGGAGCAGAGUUUCCAGGGUCUGAGCAGCAUCCUGAACCUGCCUCAGCCAGAGCCGGCGGAGGAGGCGGCCCGGCGGCACCUGGAGCUCACGGGCCCAGCCCUUGAGGCCUGGACAGAUGGGGAGCUGAGCGGCUUCUGGUCCGUGGCUGGACUGUGUGCCAUGGGGCCCUCUGCCUGCGCCUCCCUGGAGCCCUGCAGACUGACCAGCUGGAGCUCUGUGUCCCCUGACCCCAAAUCAGAGCUGGGGCCCGUCAAAGCGGAUGGGCGACUCAGGUAGCAGGGCCCCAGCCAGCCCCCGACGGAGGACUGGGGGAAUUGCACCUUACAGACAGUGGAAGGGAUUCCCUCCCACAGGCGAGAACCAGAGGCCCGGCAGCACCCCCAUUUCAGCCAUCGAGAACCCGCACCGACGGCAGGGAAGGUGAAGGCAGCAUUAGCUACUGCCAACGGCUCAGCGAGGGGCCAGAGGGUUGGUGGGAACGUGAAAAGGGUUCAGCGGCGUUCCAUGCCCGGCUCUUCCUCACCUUCCUCCCUAGUUUGUAUUUUUUUAAAGAAAUUAUUAAUAAUAUUUAAAAAGGAAAAAUGGGUGGUGGGGGGAAGAACUAGAAACAGAAGUUGUGCAAUAGGGCUCAGAGCAGCCCCAGGAAGUGGGCCAUGGCUUGGGGAGCAGGGGCCAGCUGAGCCGUAUGCUACUGCCCUGGAUGAGGUGGGGCCUGGGCCUCGUCCCCCAGCCUGGGCCUGUGGUGCUCAUGGCCAAGGCUCUGUGGGGCCUUGCCAGACUCUGAGGCCCAGAGAACAGGUGACUGGGCCUCUUCAGAGCAGGGCUCUAGCAGGUCAGCCUCUCCUCUUGUAGCCAGGGGACCCAAGGAGGCAGGGGCUGGCUCUAGGGCUUUCUCUCCAGCAUACUCUGCCCCUUGAUGGGAGAGGCAUCAAGGCCUCCUGAGGCCAACGCAGAGCUUCCAGGCACUCCCAGGUGUGCCCAGAGGGUAAGCCCUCGUGAGCAGCGUGGGAAGGCGACGAAUCAGGGCUCUCAGCAGAACGCAGAGUAGCAUUGUGCCUCAAGCUCAGUGUGAAGUCUGAAAUAUGCAACAGAAGAAAUAUAUGUCUAUCUCUACACCG
This is a messenger RNA of Tupaia belangeri chinensis (Chinese tree shrew), 3806 nucleotides long. It is a transcript of the gene XYLT2, whose product is annotated as xylosyltransferase 2. The record is from RefSeq and is a predicted model, not a curated record. Gene Ontology annotation, cellular component: membrane. NCBI's taxonomy places the organism in Eukaryota, Metazoa, Chordata, Mammalia, Scandentia, Tupaiidae. Gene Ontology annotation, biological process: heparan sulfate proteoglycan biosynthetic process; chondroitin sulfate proteoglycan biosynthetic process. Gene Ontology annotation, molecular function: protein xylosyltransferase activity.